ACAUGAUAAUUGGGCCACCCCCCACCCCUAAAUUAAAUAAACCACCACCAGAUUUAAAAUUGUUUUGGCUAUUGUCUUUUGGUUGCCUGGGUUUUGCCUCUAACAGGAAAAUUUAAGUUCCAACAAAAAGAUUUGCAUCCUUGACGUCACUCUCUUUUCCCUACAGACUUGACAUUAACAAUGAUCACCACUGUACUUAUCCUAUUAAUCAUUCUUUACUUAGCUAGAAGUUUCUACAAAGACCAUGUUGAAAACCCAAUUGACGCCACCCCUGAAGAAUCAACCGUAGUCGAGGGCAAUUUCACCCCCAAAACCUUGGCCAAGUAUAACGGUAAGGACGAUCCUAAGGUAUUCCUCGCCGUUAAACGAGUAGUGUAUGAUGUCACUAUGGGAAAGUCAUUCUAUGGUCCUGGUGGUCCCUAUGAGAACUUCGCCGGAAGGGAUGCCUCGCGAGGUUUGGCCAAGAAUUCGUUUGAUUUGGAAAUGUUGACACCCUUGGAUCAACCUAUAGACAAAUUGGGUGAUUUGAACAAGGAAGAAUUGGAAAGCUUGGCCAAUUGGGAAGAUUUGUUUGAAAAUAAAUAUAAAGUUGUGGGGAAACUUUACGAAAAUGAUGAAGUUGUCAACGGUGAUGUUGUCAAGAAGGAAUAAGCAAUUUAAUCUCACUUAUAUAGUUAUCUCUCUGUUAAUAUCAAUAUCAUAAAACUGUAU
Messenger RNA from Spathaspora passalidarum NRRL Y-27907, 711 nucleotides. It is a transcript of the gene DAP1, whose product is annotated as Dap1p. Lineage: Eukaryota; Fungi; Ascomycota; Pichiomycetes; Serinales; Debaryomycetaceae. The record is from RefSeq and is a predicted model, not a curated record. Gene Ontology annotation, cellular component: membrane; endomembrane system. The coding region runs from base 181 to 651 and encodes 156 amino acids. The transcript has a single exon.